AUGACACCCCCAAGUACGACAACCACUACAACUGCCAAAACGACUACCACAACAACCACUACUGCCACAUCUACGACUACAACUACUACAGCUAGACCAACAACUACUACCACAACAACUACUACUGCUAGACCUACGACUACCACAACAACUACUACCAGACCGUCGACUUCAACUACACCCAGACCUACAACUACCAUAACUACUCCAAUGACUACUACAACAACAAUCGAACCUACAGAAAUGGAGAAAUUACCCGAUGUUGAGUGGGAUGAUGAGACUUACGAUUCCAAUUUCGCCGAUGGCGAAGAUGGUGACGAUGCGGACUAUGAAGCUGAAAUGUCACCGAACCCAUUUGAUGAUGACGAAGAGAAGACAGAAAAUUUAAAAAUGGAAAAAGAAGAAAAAACAACAGAAGGUCCAUCGUCUGGAUUUAAUCCAUUUAAAUUGUUUUAG
Messenger RNA from Musca vetustissima, 456 nucleotides. RefSeq names its product salivary glue protein Sgs-3. Bases 1 to 456 code for a protein of 151 amino acids. The record is from RefSeq and is a predicted model, not a curated record. NCBI's taxonomy places the organism in Eukaryota, Metazoa, Arthropoda, Insecta, Diptera, Muscidae. The transcript has a single exon.